GCCACACAGUCUGAUAAGUGAAUUGAUCUAUUUACGUUCCAAAAUCAAAACAAACCGGGUGAUUUGCUCUUAUCUCAAAUACACUAUUUCCCCACGAAUACACGUGCUUUUAUCUAUACUACUACAAUGGCUUCGUUCCACCUUCACCUUAAGUCGCGUGCACAAGUGGUCAGAUAAUGUGAAAGCAACGACCAAAACAAAAGAGCAUGACAUGAGCAAACCACUCACUGACAAAUCCCGGGAAGGUGAUCACACAUAAAUGUUAUAAUAAAUUCUUGUUAAAUCAUGAACUCACCUAUGAAUGCAGGUAUAAUCGGCACCGUGAUUCGAAGCAACAUUAAUCAUUACAUAGUUAUACGGCCUCGUUGAUAAAAUAGAAAAAUUAAAUGAUUGAAGAAAGUCCUUUUCGGCAUCAAAAAUGAAGUUUCCAAAAAAGAAACUGCUACUAUCCAUAAAAACAUUUUCUAAUCCCUAGAAUUGAAAAACAUAUUCAAAGUGAUAAUGAUUAAUAUACAUACACAUUUAACGGUUACCCAAACAGAGAAUUCUUUUACCGCACUACUACUUGACAUAUCAGGUAAUAUAUUUUUAGGAACAUGUUCUAUCGUAACGCCAUCUAGAAUAACACUAUCCAUAAGCCUGAUAGCGAUACUAGCAGAAGAACCAUAAAAAGCUCGACAGUGACCCGGACAAUUUUCCUGGACAAGAAAAAUGAAGCAAGUGACUUUAUUUUCCCCAUUUUGGUCUAACUUACCUGUAUAAUACAGCAAUGCCUAUUCGACAAUUUUCUCCUACCAAUUUUCAAACUUUGCUCGACAAAAGAUUGCACAAUAAAUUUCCAUUGUUUGACCCUCACACUAAACACUUUACCACCAAAGUCAGCGGACGCAUAAUCGGGUCUCCCAAAUUUAUCGUUGUUAAUUUUUUCCAAAUAAUCGAUACGAUUUUGGAGAACUUCAAUUCUUGUUUGGGCUUCUCGGAGCUCAAAAAUCGUUUGCUUCUGAAAAUCGUGCGUUGAAAGCUCCGUUUUCUCGAAGUCGUCAGUGAAACCUCCAUUGUUCAGAACAUGUUUCUAAAUUUGUCAAAUCGAAAAUAAGAAGGCAUUUUUUGAACAUACAACUAAAACAUAGACGGCGCCAGUGGUUGUGUGGUUAGCGUAACAGCCUCACAAUCCGAUCGGCCUGGGUUCAAUCCCAGCUGGCGUCGUUGGAAUUUUCUGAGGCGAAAAAUCUCUGGUUACGUCUUCCUUCGGAGGGGAAGUAAAAGAAGUUGGCCCGGCUCAUGAGUUGUUGAGUCUGAUAGGUAGGAACAGGUGGAGUCGCCUCCCUGAUGUCGGUGAUUGGCACUGAAGUGGCGGAAAUAGGCCGACAAAAAAUAAGCGAAGAUAAAAAAAAAAAAAAAAACUAAAACAUACCGUUAGAGCUCCCAGAUUUUCUCGCAGGUCAGCUAUAUGCUGCUUAUUCGUAUUUUGUUGCAGGUAUGACCAAAAACAAACGCUCAAAAUCACAGUGAAUAAUAUAGAGAACACAUAGCUAACGUUCCCAUUUCGUGCAUCCGGUUGAGGUCCUCCUUCAACGUUCAUUUCAAAAGUUGGAUUUUUUUCAAACAUUUGACUUUUUGAGCAAGAAACCUCUUCAGCAACAAAUGUCGUUGUGGUUGUAAACAACAUUCUGGCGUGAUUGAAGUUAUCCCUUCCUCAGAACUUUACCAAUGACAGGUAAACAAGAAGUUCAAUGUAGAACAAAAAACUAAUUGGGACGUGUGCGAUACCUAUGUUUUGCGUCAAAAUAUUGUAAAUUACUGCUUUAUAAAUAUUAAGAUUUGACCGCAAGCGGUUCGAUUUACAACCGUUGAUCAAUUUUCCUUUGCGAGAAACAAAAUUGUCGAAGUAAUCUUGGCGCAAACUGGAAUUUGCGGUCGGUGCCCGAUGCCGAGUUGAGAAAUUAUUUUUAUGAUAAAUAUAUCCUACACCCCCUUUCAUGUUCCUGCAUAGUGAUUGUAAGAUUUAUCCGGCAUUGAGGAGAAGGUGCAACAAGAAAAUUAUAAUGGAAUGAAUGAUGUUCGUGAUCAAAGUUGUCUGCAUUACAUCAUAAUCGCAUAUUGAACAGUAUAUCUUACAAACGCACAGUGUAUAAACACCGGAGCCGGAACCAUAGAAUGUCAGCAACGAUGGACAAUAAUGAUAAUGACAAUUAUUGCUAUCAGCAAGGUGCAAAACCGGGUAAUGCCAGCAAGGGAGCGAUCCCCAAGACAUCCACAAUAAAAUAUCAAAAUCAGUUCAACAACAACAAUAACGUAGCUGAGCAGGAAAAUUUGAUGCCGCAAAUAAAUGGUGCUCAAUCCGGACACAUAUGCUUGGAGCGAUUAGACAGACGAAUCUCGGAUGAAACCGCCGUGUCGAGCGUGUCCGUGGAAAAUGGAAAACAUCAUAUGAACGGCCAGGUUCACGCCUCACCAUCGCACGAGGAACUAGUUGAGCUGGAUCCUGAGGAGGCUGAAUUGGAUGAUAACAUCUAUUCCGACGAUGAAAACGGAUCUGCUUCCGAUGACUGCAUCUAUGCAUACAGAGGUGACGAUGAUGCGCCAAAUCCGUUAGAUCACCGGGAUCUGCAGGCAGAUGAUGAGACUGAUUUUUUGGAGAUGGAUUUUGACCCAGAGCCAAGCUCAGAAUUGGAGAAUCUGUUGGAAAAUCAAGAAAUCGAAGUGAAUAACUCGUUCCAAACGGCAAAAACCGUUGAAAGGGUACCACUGAUGGAGAAAUCCCUAAGCUAUGAAACCAAAACAUCCGAAAACGAAAUACCUGCGGAUCAAAUUGAUGGUUCGUCGGUGGUGACCACCACAGUCAUGAAGAAAACCGGAGCAAUUCCUAAGAAAACACAUUCUAAACAACCCUCUACGGAUCUCCGUGAAUAUGACGUAGCAGGACCAAGUAGAUUAUCAACCAAAGAUAACUACAAAAAUUUGAAACUGGAUCUGAAGCUAUGCACCGAUUAUAACAGCGAAUCGAGCUUUGGCUACGGCUAUUUGAAUUACAACCAAAAAGAUUUCCGGGCUGGCACAGAUGAGGAGAUAAAUUGCUUGGAUUGUACACGAAAAGAAUUCCUAAUGCAGACUAAACAGGAUUUGAGCAUUCAAAAAAUUUGCCGUUCAUGUCGUUGUUCACGACACACGGCCGGUCAUGGCCAGCCGCAGGUGGAUGACUUUUUUCUAGACCCCAACCAGUCGGUAAACUCGAGUAGUUCGGAAACAGAUCUGAUGAGCAUUCGGGCCGAACAAAUUGUGCUGCAGGCGUUAAAUAAAAUCAAUGAACUGAAGGCAACACCGCCCAGCAUAGGACUGUCCAAAAGUAUGGAAGAUAUCUGCAUCGAGUUGAGCUCCGAACAGAAGGAAGCGGACUAUAUAAGGGACUACACGCAAGAGUUGUGCUCAGAUAACACCGUUACAAUCUAUACACUGAAUUGUGGAGAGUUAACAAUAAUUGAAGCAUUGACACGUGUCGGUGUGGCCCCGAAUUUGAAUGUCCUUCGUCAGUACUUUUCUGAACAGUACUGCGCUGAUACGAGCAAAAUGAGCAUCCCCCAGUAUCUACUCUAUAUGUCGAAACGUGACUGCGACUAUAAAAAACUUAUUGAUGCCAUAAAGUCGUGUUGUGAUGAUCCCUUGGAUGUGCAAUAUUAUCCGUUGGAUCCGUUUUCGGAUGCUCCAGAAAUUGUACAGAUCAACUCAGCUGAAAUCGCCAAAAGAUGGAACACAAACACCAAUCUGAGACAAAUUAUCAACUUCAAGCAUAAACACUUCCACACUAUGAACAUACUUGGUAAAAUUGUCAACAUAAUACGGCAACCCACUCGAGGAAAUCACACGAAUCAGAUAAUAAAUAUUCCACUGUAUUACAAAAGUGGAUCCAUAACAAUAACCAGGAUAACUUGAGUCUUUGGGCAGUUCUAUCGUAUGGUCGCUUCCUGUGUACUCUCUGUUAACAAUGCUUCUUAGCUCGCAGUGUAGAGUUGCCCCAAAAUGAUAUUCAAUGAUUCGAAUAUCAUUCGUAAUCAUUGUAAAACGGCACAAACUUGUCAAGCAUAAGUUUAUUAAUCUCUUUUUCGCUUGAAUACGAAAGAGGCGGAACACACACACCCAGUCUGUUGUAUAUUUAUCUUCAUGUAAAAUAUGUUAAAAAUUAUGUACAUAUAGCUUUUCGUUUAUUUAUUGUAUACGUGUAUCAAUUAGUAGACGGUUCUGAAGCAGCAUUAGCCUAGGCUUAAGUCGGGACAACAUGUUUUUAUGAAUGUACCCAAUAUCAAGAAAAUGAAUGACACUUUACAAUAAGUCCAACUAUGGUUACGCUGAUAUCUCACUGAGCAGAACGACGUAGUUUUGGAACAUUUUGAAGCUACGACUGUAGUCACAUCUGGCAGAUAACGAUAAAUUAUACAUCUUCACAGGAAAUUUGUUAUCACGUUAUUAAACCCUUUAAUUGCCACCACUCGAAGACACAUUUCAAUAAAAUGUUUAA
Molecule: messenger RNA, 4513 nt
Organism: Toxorhynchites rutilus septentrionalis
Lineage: Eukaryota; Metazoa; Arthropoda; Insecta; Diptera; Culicidae
Exons: 7
Coding region: 2158-3930 (590 amino acids)
Source: RefSeq, a predicted model, not a curated record